Messenger RNA from Diachasma alloeum, 1384 nucleotides. RefSeq lists its product as uncharacterized. Bases 240 to 1097 code for a protein of 285 amino acids. The transcript is spliced from 5 exons. NCBI's taxonomy places the organism in Eukaryota, Metazoa, Arthropoda, Insecta, Hymenoptera, Braconidae. The record is from RefSeq and is a predicted model, not a curated record.
ACAGUGUGCAGUAACCUCCACAACUUGGGGGAUAAUAGAUCAUUGCGCGGUGGAUGGGUGAAAAACAUUGGAUGCAGUUGGUUUAAAGCUCGGGAAGUGCCUCGCGAGCGCGAGGGUUGUCUCGAUGGAUCCGCGGUAUCGGGAGACUGGAUAAUCCGCAUCGAUGACACAUCGGGGAUUUUUUCUGUAUCGAAUAAUCAAUCGAGGGUUUUUUUACCGAGGGCGGUGCAUGUUUAAUUAUGAUACACGUGUCGUCUGAAAACGCCCAGAGGUACGACCGUGUCAAGCGCAAGGGCGUUGCGUUUUUAUCCGGUAUUUUUAGAAGUAAGAAAUUUGUUUUUGGCAUGAAGAUCGACGAGGAGGACGAGAUGGAUAGAGCACCGAGGGUGGAGGGUCCUGCUAUCGUCUCUACAAAUUGUCGUCGCAAUGUCGGCGGUCAAGUGUCAUCGGGGGAUAAUGAGAAUUCUGUAUCGAGUAGAAUUCCAUCUAGUCUGAGUGUCGCAGCUGUCGAUGUAGUGGUAGCUCCAGCGGUGUGUCAGCCCUCACCCUCUCAUUCAAUUCUCACCCUAACACCAGGCAGAACGCGUAACAUAGAUCAGGAUAUGGAGGCGCUACGAUUGAGUCGACAGGACAAUCCAUUUUUGCAGGUAUUAGCUAGUCGUGAGAGUUUGGUGGAAUCGAUUGAGGAGUCCGAGUCCGAUGAUGCGAUUUUAAUGUCUCAGGAGCUGGGCGAUACCGAUCCGCUGACCCUGGCCCAAGUGCAUGAACACCUUGUGCGCAGCCCACCACCCGCCUCGUGGCCCCACACACCAGCCUUUCCAUUCAAUAAUACUCCCCCAAUGACUUCCGUCACUAACGCCGAUCCAAUGGCACGCUACAAGUACUCCAACAGCAGUCCGUCAAACAGUGGCUGCUGCAGGGAUCGGUCUACCGAUACCAGUGAAUUGUCGAGGAGUGAGCCAUCCAGCGAUUACAGAGGGGAUCGUCACACACACUCGUUUUCCCUCCUGAACCCGACGCCCAUUCGGACCCUCUCGGAAGUCCGGCGUCUGCACAGAUCCGCUGACGAUAGUGUUCAACUAAUGUCAUCGGAAUAAAUGAAAGGGGAAAAAACAAUUUUAUAAAUUUGAGAAGAGGAGUAAGAAGGAAAUAAUUAUGUUAAUGGUAUUCACGCGGGCGUUCUCAAGCCAGUUUGCACGAGGAGAAAAGUUGAAUAAAAAUUAUCCGGAGAAUCGCGGCAAAUUUUACCGUGCGAGGUAAUUGUGGAGCAAAAUUGUAGUUCAAUAAAAAACACUUUGCGGAGGAUGUCUUACACGGACAGAAAUAUUCAAUAAAAAUUACGUAUCUUUUCCGUAAUUCCGGAGCGAAAUGUGGUUGUACGAAA